AUGAACCCUAAGGUGGUUCCUAUCACAUCCAGGAGUCGUGGAGACAGCAGUAAAAGUUUUGGUGAACAAGAUGAUAUUUUGAUUGCAAAACUUCGAAAAGGACAAUCGUUGAAAUUUAAAGCAUUUGCAAAGAAGGGGUUUGGAAAAGAACACGCAAAGUGGCAAUGUGUGAGUGCAGUUGCAUUCGAAUAUGAUCCUGACAAUGCGUUACGGCACACAACAUAUCCAAAACCAGAGGAAUGGCCUAAAAGUGAAUACUCAGAACUUGCAGAUGAUGAAGACAAAUACCAGGCGGAUUUUGACCCGCAUGGAAAACCAAACAAAUUUUUCUUCAAUGUUGAAUCCACCGGUGCACUGAGACCGGAAAAUAUUGUACUAAAUGGACUUGCAGUGUUAAAGAAAAAACUUAGUGACCUGCAGACCCAGCAUAGCCAAGAGCUUCAACAAGAUGGCCUGACCAUUAACUAGCUGCUAUGGAUUGAAUAUUUUUGUACAAAUUCAUGAAAUAUUUGAUGUGAACUUUUAUACUGCCGAAAUACAUCUUAAAAAAAUAAGUUUUUAAGCUA
Messenger RNA from Ciona intestinalis (vase tunicate), 566 nucleotides. Lineage: Eukaryota; Metazoa; Chordata; Ascidiacea; Phlebobranchia; Cionidae. The record is from RefSeq and is a predicted model, not a curated record.